UUGAGUGGCGUGGUUGAUCAUUAGAAACCAAAUAUUGGUUCUUUGUCAUGUUACUGUUACAAAAAUAUCAUCGCUCACUCAAAAACUUUGUGUGUCCCAUCCCCUUCCUAUUUAAAUCCUUCCAUUUCUCGUCUCUCUCUAUAUUCUCUCUCUCUCUAUAAUUUCUUCUGCUAAUUUAGACCAUGGGAGACACUGGAGAACUGCGCCUGCAAUUUGUGGGUGAGGAAGGCAUGAAAGUGAACCCCACAAAGCAAAGUCCAGAAAAGAAGGCAAAUUACAAGAGAUGGCUGAGAAUUGGCCUUUACACAAUGAUGCUACUCUCAGGCCAAUCGGUGGGAACUUUGCUUGGAAGGCUUUACUUUGCCAAUGGUGGCAAAAGCAAAUGGUUGGCAACUUUAGUUACAUUGAUAGGCUUCCCCAUCCUCCUCCCACUCUACAUGAUAAAAUCACCCAAAACUCCACCCUCAAGCGUCACCCUCCAAUCAAAACCUCCCACAGCUGCAAAACUUGCCUCUGUCUAUGUCUCCCUUGGCCUCCUCGUGGCCCUCGGCUGCUUCCUCUACUCUGUGGGCCUCAUGUACCUGCCUGUCUCAACUUAUUCCCUCAUUUGCGCCUCUCAAUUGGCCUUCAAUGCCUUGUUUUCUUACUUCCUUAACUCCUUAGUCUUCACUCCUUUCAUUGUCAACUCUCUUGUUCUUCUCACCAUCUCCUCCUCCCUCCUUGUGUUUCAGACCGACCCCGUCUCCGACGAUGGCUCCGAUGGCACCGUCCACCCGGACUCCAGAGCUAAGUUCGUUACAGGGUUCAUAUGCACGGUGGCGGCCUCGGCCGGGUACGGUCUAAUGCUCUCGCUAACCCAACUAGCGUUCAAGAAAGUGAUAAAGAAGGAGAAUUUCAGAGCGGUUAUGGACAUGAUAAUUUACCAGUCGAUUGUUUCGAGUGGGGCAAUCUUGAUCGGCUUCUUCGCGAGCGGAGAGUGGAAGAGCGUGAAGAAGGAAAUGGACGACUUCCAUUCGGGAAAAGUUUCUUACAUAAUGACUUUGCUGUGGACUGUCGUUAGUUGGCAGCUCUUCUCCGUUGGCUGCGUGGGGCUGAUUUUCGACGUCUCGUCUCUCUUCUCCAACGCCAUUAGCGCUCUCGGUCUGCCCAUUGUUCCUGUUUUUGCAGUCAUUUUCUUUCAUGACAGAAUGGAUGGAGUCAAAAUCGUGGCCAUGGUUUUGGCUGUGUGGGGCUUCGUUUCCUAUGGCUAUCAAAAUUAUCUUGAUGAUUUGAAGACCUCCUCCAAGCUCGAAGAUGGACUCUCCAAUGAGCUUUCUAAAGCUUCUUCUCCCUAAAAGAGAGGUUACGACGGGACAGCGGAUAAAAUUUUAGGUACUUAUUGAUAAGUAAGCAUCUUUCUUAUUUGCACCAUUAAAAGAUUUAUAAUCAUCUCAUUUUUAUGAAUUGAUAGUAUGGUUCCGAUAUCAAUUUUUUAUUGUAAAUUAUUUAUAGAAAAAUACAUGGUUGCUUAUCGAUUACCGCCAAAGGUUGCAAGGUGGUUAGGGAAUAAGAUGAUCCAUAUAGACCUUUUGAGUAAAACGAAAAGUAAAGCCAUGAUGAUUACAUCCAAUACAGACAAUAUAACAUCAUUGUGAAGA
Messenger RNA from Momordica charantia (bitter melon), 1637 nucleotides. RefSeq names its product putative purine permease 10. Gene Ontology annotation, molecular function: purine nucleoside transmembrane transporter activity. Lineage: Eukaryota; Viridiplantae; Streptophyta; Magnoliopsida; Cucurbitales; Cucurbitaceae. Gene Ontology annotation, cellular component: membrane. The record is from RefSeq and is a predicted model, not a curated record.